CUCUCUCUCUCUCUCUCUCUCUCUCUCUCUCACACACACACACACACACACAUUUUCUCUCUCUACAAUGGUGUGACUAAUACCUACUAUUGAAAGGGUUGUUUAAUUUUCAUUCAUGUUACUGUAGAAUCUGGAUGCGUAAAGAGUCAUGUUACAGAUGAAUUUGGAGGUGUAAAGAGGAAAAGAGGUAAACAGCAUAAGAAUUUUCACAGGUGAAAUGUAUUAUUGAUCCUGGAUUUUUCAAGAAUGAAAAACAGACUAAUUUAUAUUCAAGAAUCGUUGUGGUAAAGUUUGAAGAAAAUGGAAGUGACAAAAACAUCAUCCAUCAGGAAAAUGUGGCGUGAUCUUGAAAGCGAGGGAAAGUAUGAGAAAUUAGGGGACACAGACACCAGUGAAAUUGAAAAUGAGUGUCCUCAACACCAAAAUCAAGAAGCAGUUCAUAAUAGAUUGUGCUUGAAGCGUUCUCCUUCUCUUGAUUUUCCUGCAAAAGAGCGCGUGAGGAAAGUUUUCCAUGAUUGGGGAAGCAAAAGCUUUGAAGGUCAAACACUGUAUAGUUCACGUAUGAAUAAUUGUUCAAGGGCAGAAUCGGUAUUUAUCCGUAGGAUAUAUGGUAGACAGGCUGUUCUGGACUUGUUAGCGAAGUUUAUGAGAGAAAGGAAAACAGAGGUUGAGGAUUUAUUGAAAAAUCAAUUCGUAUCAAAUUUCCCUCAUCGCCCUCGAAUUCAGUCAUUGCUGAAAGGUAGAUUUUUGAGGAAUCAAAGGUUUGUAGAAGAUCAAAAACAGGCUUCUGUUGCUGAAAGUGAAUUAGGGUUAUUGAGGCAAACACAUUCUGUAUCUGAUAUAAGGAAAGGCUUCCUUUCUAAAUUGAAUAACUAUGACAAAAAUGCUUCAGAGGUCAAUGACAACAUCCGACAAGCUGAAGAAAUCGUUCAUGAAAUUGGUGAAGAAUUUGAAACAAAUAAUUUAACAAGCAAACAGGAAGCUUACAAUCCGCAACAAUUCUCUUCACAAGUAGAAGAAAGACAUGAUGAUGAUGAUGAUGAUGAUGACGACGACGUCUUUAUCAUGCAAUAUGAAGAAAGAGAUGAUUCAAUGGAAGAAACAAAUCAAAUCACUCAUCACGCUGAAUUCCCACAAGGAUCUCAAUCGGAUGAAGAAGUGCGUUUAUAUCCUUUACACACGAGUACAGAUAGUUUAAAUUGGCAAGAAAUUUCACAUGCAGAAGAAGAGUGGGAUGAAUCCGAUUCAGAAGAAGAUGAAGACGAUGACAGUGAAUGGCAUCAUUUAACUCGUACAAACUCAGACGAGGGUAUAGAUGUCAAUUCACCAGUAAGAAGCGAUUCGCAAGAGUGGAUCGAAACCCUAGAAAGUAGGAGUAACGCAUUCUAUUGGUUGGAUGACGAUGAUAAUAACGACAGCAGAUUAGAACUCACGCAACUUACAAACAGGUAGAUAAAUUCAUAAAUCCAAUCACAGUUCAAAUAGAUGGAUCCAAUCACAGUCGAAUUCCAUAAUAUUUAAAAUAUCAAUCUAAUUCAGAAAACCAUUCGCGAUUGUAGGAGAAUAAUUUCUAAUCUUCUUCAAAUUGAUUUUGGUGCACGACUGGCUCAGGUGCUGAUGGAAUCAUAUGUGAAUUGACAAAAUCAAGAAUUUGAAUCACAAAAAGAAGAUGUUGUCAUCCCCUAAACAGAGGAGGAAAGGGAGAUAAACAAUGGGUUAAGAGUUGAUAUGGAUGCACUUGAAGAAAGAAUGAAUGAAAUGCAGAGGAUGCUGGAGGCGUGUGUGGAUAUGCAAAAAUUAGUACAACAAGAGCUUAAUUUAGCUCUGAACAGUAAUCAACUUGCUAAUUAUGUUGUGAUGAUGGUUUUGAAUCAUAACCAGAUAAAUCUGGUGCACACAUGCGUAUACCCUCAAAAUAUGUUCAGAAAGUAAACUGGUCUAAGCUGAAGGAAAGUGUGAAGUGAACAAGUAGUAUAAGAUCAAGACUUAUAGAGCAGGGGAAUUAGCAGAUGGAAUAAGAAAGAAAGAUUAACAAUAAUGUUUUUUAAUCAGGUUCCUUUUGAUCUUCAGUCUUGUGUGGUGAUGAAAUGAAGAUGCUAGCUUUGCACUGAAGAUAAAUCCAAACAAAAAACAUAAAUCCUUUGUUAGUUUUGUAACAUCCGAAUCCCAAGGUAUGAAUUUUAAUUGUUUAAGUUUGAAAAUUUGGAU
Messenger RNA from Lactuca saligna, 2208 nucleotides. Lineage: Eukaryota; Viridiplantae; Streptophyta; Magnoliopsida; Asterales; Asteraceae. The record is from the annotation of a GenBank genome assembly.